Messenger RNA from Triticum urartu, 1446 nucleotides. RefSeq names its product cysteine proteinase 1. The record is from RefSeq and is a predicted model, not a curated record. Gene Ontology annotation, molecular function: cysteine-type peptidase activity. Gene Ontology annotation, biological process: proteolysis. NCBI's taxonomy places the organism in Eukaryota, Viridiplantae, Streptophyta, Magnoliopsida, Poales, Poaceae.
CAACCGAACCGAAGCCACACACGCACAACACAAGAAACCGCAGGAAAAAUAAUACCAAGCCGACCAAUCAUGGCUCGCCCCCGCCUCCGGCUGCUCCUCGUCGCCGCCGCCGUCCUCCUCCUCCUCCACCCGGCCCUCUCCUCGGCGGCGGAGGGGCUGGAGGACCCCCUCAUCGAGCAGGUGGUCGGGGGCGACGCGGAGAACGAGCUGGAGCUCAACGCGGAGGCGCACUUCGCGAGCUUCGUCCGGCGGUUCGGCAAGUCCUACAGGGACGCCGACGAGCACGCGCACCGGCUCUCCGUGUUCAGGGACAACCUCCGCCGCGCGCGCCGCCACCAGCGCCUCGACCCUUCCGCGGUGCACGGCAUCACCAAGUUCUCCGACCUCACCCCCGACGAGUUCCGGGAGCGCUUCCUCGGCCUCCGCAAGUCCCGCCGGAGCUUCCUCAAGGGGAUCUCCGGGUCGGCGCACGACGCGCCGGCCCUCCCCACCGACGGCCUCCCCACAGAGUUCGACUGGCGCGAGCACGGCGCGGUCGGCCCAGUCAAGGACCAGGGUUCGUGCGGGUCGUGCUGGUCCUUCAGUACGUCGGGGGCGCUGGAGGGUGCCAACUACCUCGCCACCGGAAAGCUGGAGGUGCUCAGCGAGCAGCAGCUGGUCGACUGCGACCACGAGUGUGACCCGUCAGAACCACGCGCAUGUGAUGCGGGAUGCAAUGGUGGCUUGAUGACUACAGCUUUCAGCUAUCUCGCAAAAGCCGGUGGCUUAGAAACCGAGAAGGAUUACCCAUACACUGGGAGGAACAGUGCCUGCAAGUUUGACAAAUCCAAAAUUGCUGCUCAAGUUAAGAAUUUUAGUACUGUUGCUAUUGACGAAGAUCAGAUUGCCGCUAACCUUGUGAAAUAUGGCCCACUUGCAAUUGGUAUCAAUGCAGUAUUCAUGCAAACGUACAUUGGUGGUGUCUCAUGCCCAUACAUCUGCGGAAGGCAUCUUGAUCAUGGUGUUCUCCUGGUUGGCUAUGGAUCAGCUGGUUACGCACCGCUCCGCUUCAAGGAGAAACCAUACUGGAUCAUAAAGAACUCAUGGGGCGAAAACUGGGGCGAGAGCGGGUACUACAAGAUCUGCAGGGGUCCGCAUGUCAAAAACAAGUGCGGUGUCGAUUCCAUGGUCUCCACGGUUACCGCCAUCCAUACCUCUAAGAAGGAAUAAGAUCUUGUAGUACUCAGUCUGGAUUGCCUAUAGACAUGCUUGUGUGCCAGGACUAGGUAUUCCAUGAUGGUUAUUCCAGUAUUGCCUUGCAAUUCGUAACCAGUAAAUAUGUGAAACUUCUCUUGAUUGCUGUAAUGUAUCUCUGGGUUGCUAUGUAUUGCUACGCAGUUCUUGGAACAUGGUAGCAGAUAUUUGUUGCCAUCAUUAAUGUAUAUAAUCUGGUGUUCUGGUUGAUCA